GCGGUUAAAGGGCAGCUGCUGACCUGGGAUAUUUCACCAAAAAAUGGCAGUGAAGUAUUUUUCUCACAUGAAAUUUAUGAAAAAUAUUCGUUGGCUCCGAGCCUCUCUGAACUAUGGCGUUUAUCAAACAGAGAGGCAAAGAAAAAUGUGGAGGUGUUGGCAAACUCUUCAGAAAACAGGCAGACUUGUAGCAUGAAGGCUGCAGAUCCAGUUGAAGCGGAAGCUAAAAGCACAGCUGAUGAUUACCCUUUUCCAGAACCUAGACUCCCCUAUCCAUUUACCUCUUGUUUGACUGAGAAGGAACAGAAAACAUACUUAUAUCUGAUGACUAAGUACUCAAAAAAACCCCACCAUUUUCACCUUAAUGCAGCAAGCAAAAGAGAAUUAUUCACGUAUCUGCAAAUGAAAGAAGUAGUAAACAAUGAAAUUGCAGAAUUUAUGAAAUUUGCCCAAAAUGCUGCAAAAAGCUGCUCACAAGAUUAUGAUGCCAUCUCUGAAGGUGCACUGCGUUAUACUGAGGAAUUACUACGUGCUUGUAUUGGACAUGUGCAAAAGUAUCCUGAGUUUUACACGCUCCAGGAGAUCAUGAGUAUCAUGGGAGGAAAGUUUCAUACACAGUUGACUCUUAGGCUGGAAAAAAACCUUCUUGUAAUGGGUACGGCAAGACGUGGUAAAACAGAUUUCCCUACCAUGCCUGUUCAACUGCCCACGGAUUAUGAAACUGUUACAUCCAUUAUAAGUCCAGAAAAAAAGGCUUCUAUUAUGCACAAUGAUAUUAGUUCAGAUUCAAAUGCAGAAAAACUUGCUUUGAAAUACUGUCCUCAAGUUGUUUUAAAUAAUCACUCGUUAUUUACUUUACUGAAUAAUCAUGGACUAAACUACAAGGAACAAUGGGAAAUUCCAGUUUGUAUUAAAAUGAUCCCUGUUGCAGGUAGCAAACCAGCUAAAGUGGUUUAUGUUGAUUCACCCCUGCUGAGAAAGGAAAUGACAGUACGAGAGAGGAACCAAAUCUUCCAUGAAAUUCCAAUGGACUUCCUAGCAACUAAAACAUCUUACGUUUCAAUUUCUGAUGUAUUGAUGGACAAACCAGCUGAGGACAGUCUGCUUCAGUGGGAUAUGUCUUCUGAUAGCUACCAGUACAGGAAGAUUCCUCUUCCAGAUGACACAGGGAUGGACUUUGAUGAUGAUGUUACAGAACUGGAAACGUUUGGAGCAACUGUCAAGCUCUCAAGAACUUCUAAAAUGGAAAGUACUUUUCCUACAGUUAGUAACACUGCUAAAGUUUUAUCACAUGGCCUAAAAAUGGGGAAAAAAAAUACGUCCAGCAUAAACAGUGAAGGGAAAAACACCAUUCCUGAGCAAGGAGUUUCAGUAUGUGCCAGCAUACAGUUUCCAUCAUUAGAUGGCAUUCUGUGCUUCAGCCCUGAAGAAAAUUCAUCUCAUAAAAGCUUUAAUUCAGAGGAGGUAAGACUUAACAAAGCACAGCAUGUCAUGACCAAAGAAGUAUUGGACAGUGAAACAAAAUUACAUACUCUAUCUAAUGCUGCUAGUUACAAGAAAGAAUCUGAUUCUGCACCAAAAAAUGAGAUUUACACUUCUUUAUGCAGUAGUGACACGGAUGAAGAGCGUUUGGUAAUUGAUACAGAAUGCAAAACAGCUGUAGCAAACACUGUUUCUCAUACCUCAUUGGAGACUGCCAAAUCACCUUCCCCCACCCAGAUUCCAUUAGCAAGCAUGACUGAUUGCUCAGAUGUCGUGGAUCAGGGAAAAAACGCCUCCAGAAAGCCUACAAGAAAGUUGUCCAAGGAAUUUGAUCCUGUCGGACAGAUUUUGAAAAUGCAAACUGAACUUCUCAAGUCACCUUCACAAAAAACUCAUGAGCACCCAGUGGUGAGCUGUGAUAAUUCUAAUGCUACGCCAGCCCAUGUGCCUCAAUCUCCAAAACCAUUGGUGACCUCUAGCACAGAAGCUGUGCCGCUCCCUGCCUCAAAUCCCAACAGCUCGUCUAGAAGUACCUGGACUUGGCUUUUUCAGGGAGUGCCAAAGAGAAAGCUGCCAAAUGAACUUCAGAUGCUUGAAGAAGACCCUUCAGAGUAUAAAGCACCUCAGGAUGGCAACCUUGUGUAUAAGCUGUUCAGUUUGAAUGAUCUGUUGUUACUUGUGCGUUGCAGUGUACAAAAAGUGAAGUCAUUGCCACGAUACCGUAAAAAGAAGAAAGCCCAAAAGCUUAUUCCAAUAUUCCUGUUGCCAAAAUUAGAAUACCAAGCCUAUUACGGUGUUGAAGCUCUUACAGAAAGUGAAGUAUGUCAGUUGUGGACAGAGAGUAUGCUGCAUUCUGAAUGCUUAUUUUAUAUUGGACGUAUUGAUGCUUUUACAUCAAAGCUUAUUAUGCUAGAAAAGAUUUCUCCAGAAGUUUUAAGAGAAAAACUUGGAUUGAUUAAGCCUGCAAAUUCAUUAAACAUACUUCAUCACAUUUUGAAGAAAGUGUCUGAUUUGCAGGAGGGCUCUUAUUUAUUGACUCAUGCUGCAGGAGAUUCAUCAGUUGCAAUCUACAAGAGUUGUGUUGACAAGACAAUGAGAGCAUCCUAUAACUUGCAUAAAGCUCAUUGUGAUCUGCCUACUGUACCUGCCACUCUUUCAGUGCCCUGGGUGCCGCUAGAUCCCAGCCUCCCUUUGCCCUAUCACGUGAAUCAUGGAAGAGUGCCAUGUACCUUUCCACCUGCUCCUCAGGAAGCCCUGUGGAAACAGAAGAUGCCUGGGGCAAAAGGACAAUCGGACACACCCUAUGAGGGAAAGCCAGUAGCUAUGGAAACAAAAGGCAGUUCAGCUAAGCCUGUUAGAAAUGAAGGUGUGGCUACAAAGAAGCCGAAGAAGAAUUACUGCAAACAAAGAAUGAUGAAAAAGUGGAAAAUGAAGUACAACAAAACGCAACUGAAGUAG
Molecule: messenger RNA, 2940 nt
Organism: Phaethon lepturus (White-tailed tropicbird)
Lineage: Eukaryota; Metazoa; Chordata; Aves; Phaethontiformes; Phaethontidae
Gene: ICE2
Product: interactor of little elongation complex ELL subunit 2
Exons: 15
Coding region: 193-2940 (915 amino acids)
Biological process (GO): positive regulation of transcription by RNA polymerase III; snRNA transcription by RNA polymerase III; snRNA transcription by RNA polymerase II
Cellular component (GO): transcription elongation factor complex
Source: RefSeq, a predicted model, not a curated record